UGCAGGAGGUAAAACUGGAGCAGUUUGGGCAGCCGUUUGGUUGUUUAUUUAAUUUGAAAACCUAACCACCAUCACAAGAUGAAGUUCGUCAGAUUUUUGAUGAAAAACGCUGCGUUGGCAAAUGUCCCAAGACAUGUUGAACAUUUCUCCAAAUUUUCUCCGUCGCCCAUUUCUAUGAAACAAUUCCUCGACUUUGGUUCUUCUAAUGCAUGCGAGAAGACUUCAUUCGUGUUCCUCAGGCAGGAACUGCCCGUGCGGCUCUCCAACAUUAUGAAAGAAAUCAAUUUGCUCCCAGACCGGUUGCUCACGACACCUUCGGUACAAAUGGUCCAAAGCUGGUACAUCCAAAGCUUAAUGGACGUCCUGGAUUACCUAGAGAAGUCUCCGGAUGACUACAGCGUUUUGGCCGACUUCGUGACCUCACUGGUGAACAUCAGGAACAGGCACAACGACGUGGUGCCCACCAUGGCCCAGGGCAUCCUGGAGUACAAGGAAGCGUUCGGCGAGGACCAAGUGACCAAUCAGAACAUCCAGUACUUCCUGGACCGCCUGUACAUGAGCCGGAUAUCCAUCCGCAUGCUCAUCAACCAGCACACUCUUGUGUUUGACGACGGGAUGAAACCAGUUCACCCCAGUGCCAUCGGCAGCAUCGACCCGCACUGCUACGUGGCCGAGGUUGUCCGAGAUGCUUAUGAAAAUGCAAAGGCCCUUUGCGAACAGUAUUACCUCACAUCCCCUGACCUGGUCUUGAAAGAGUUGAACACUAAGAACAGGAUGCAGCCCAUAAACAUUGUUUACGUGCCCUCACAUUUAUACCACAUGCUGUUUGAGUUGUUCAAGAACGCUAUGAGGGCCACCAUUGAGAACCAUGACAGCACCUUGCCACCUGUAGAAGUUAUGGUUGCCAUCGGAGGAGAGGACCUGUCUAUUAAGGUGAGUGACAGGGGUGGCGGAGUGCCAUUCCGCAAGAUGGAGAAGUUGUUCAGCUACAUGUACUCCACCGCUCCCGCACCACAGAUGGGCCAAUACGACCGACCUCCUCUGGCUGGUUUUGGCUAUGGCUUGCCCAUCUCUCGCCUCUAUGCCCAGUAUUUCCAGGGAGAUCUACAGCUCUACUCAAUGGAGGGUUACGGAACUGAUGCCAUCAUUCACCUCAAGGCCUUGUCCACUGAUUCUGUGGAGAGACUACCCGUUUACAACAAGACAGCCAAGCGCAACUACAAAGUCAGCCAAAUGGCGGACGACUGGUGCGUGCCAACCAGAGAGCCCCUGGACCUGGCUGUGUUCCGGCUGUCCAAGUGAGAGAAACAUUGGUGAUCCUACAAUGACUUGCAACCGGGGGCAACGCCCCCCUCUGGUGCCCCACCUCCCAAUGUGGUCCCGCCUAUGAAAAAAAACAAAAAACAAAAUGCACCAAUAUGUUAUUAUUGCGAUUGUGUUGUAAUACGGCGGAAAUAACAUCUUAGUAGCCCUAAGUCACGAUUUUCGUGAUGUAUGGGGGGGGAUCACGAUGCGGUGCUGCUGCUUCUCGAGUGCCACCCGGUCACCUAACCCUAGGACAACCCCUGGGUAGUACACAUUGAAAGACUCAUGAACUGCCAAUAUUUUGUCAGAUUUUCUUCUAGCGGAACCACAGAACCCUUGCUGGAAACCCCAAUCUAGUCUAGAUCUUUUGACUCUAAAUAUGCAUUAGAAGAGCUUUAUGAGAA
Engraulis encrasicolus (European anchovy) is the source of this 1709-nucleotide messenger RNA. RefSeq names its product pyruvate dehydrogenase kinase 2a (gene pdk2a). Gene Ontology annotation, cellular component: mitochondrion. Lineage: Eukaryota; Metazoa; Chordata; Actinopteri; Clupeiformes; Engraulidae. The transcript has 11 exons. Gene Ontology annotation, molecular function: pyruvate dehydrogenase (acetyl-transferring) kinase activity. Gene Ontology annotation, biological process: regulation of glucose metabolic process; protein phosphorylation. The record is from RefSeq and is a predicted model, not a curated record. The coding region runs from base 79 to 1302 and encodes 407 amino acids.